AUGCAUGCAAGGCGUCACGCAUUUUUAUUGGCAGGUGGGAUACUUGUUGUGUUAAUUUUCUCGCUGUCAAAGUUCUUACAGACCAAUUUUAGUUUACCGAGUCUAACGUCUCGAUCAAAACCUAGCAAACAUAUCUUUAAUCCUGUGAGUUCUAUAAGCUGGGAUAAUUAUCUAAAUUUCACAAGAGAGCUUGAUUUUGGAAAUAGCACCGCCCUAUUUAACUCAAUUCGCGCAGCCUUAAGGCAGUCUGCGUCAGACAUUCAUCCUCUUGGAGUUUCUUAUUUUCCUGCAGUCAUUCCACGAGGGACUUUGAUGUAUCAUGCAGGAUCUAAGAUUCCCACGAGUUUCGAGUGGCUAGCAAUGGACCAUGAGUUUAGCUACAGUUUUGGCCUAAGGUUGCCAUCUUACGGUAGAAAAUCACUUCAGAAGCACCGAGAUGAUCCCGGACGUGGGCCUGGGAAGGGCAAAAUUCCUGGCGGGAAAAACAGUACACAUAAAAAUCCAGAUGGACCACCCAGGGGACCACCCAGGGGACCACCAGGUUUGGUGGGGUCGCAAAAAAUGCUCACCUACCGGGCCACACGAGACUUGAACAAGUUUCUCUACUUAGAUGGUGCGUCUGCUGCUAAGACAGAAACAGGUGAAAUGGACACUCAGGAGUUGCUUUCUAAUGUGAUAGGCCAAAAACUCAAUCUGUCAAGUGACGGCGAAGAUGGGGGCAUGCAAGAACGUACCUUUGCCGCUAGAAUUUGCGAGUGGGGAAAGCCUUUUGGUCUCGAUGGUAUCAUAAGAGUUGAAGUUGGAUUCGAGGUAGUCCUAUGCAACUUCUCCUCACCGGCAGUUGAGCUUGUUUCUGCCUUGGAGAUGGUCAAACCUAACGAACAUCUGGGGCUACCACCACCUACAAAUAUUUCAAAGGAGAACGGCUGGCCGUUGGACGACGACGGAAAUCUGGUCGAAGAUAAGUUAACUGAUGAUCAAAUGACUCUUCUGGACCAGGAGGACCUGUGGCAGCAAGUGUUAGAGAAUUUUUACAGCGUUAAAGGCUUCAACUGGUUGCGCGCAGGUGCCGUUCACGACAGUGGUGAACGUCGGAUUCAAUUGGACUACAGGCAUAUGGUGACUGGUAUAAACAGAACGAUUAUCAAUCCCGACCCAAAUAAUAGAAGGUUACUCAACGGUCAGAUAACUUGGGAUACUCAGUUGAAAAUCGUGGAGGACCUGGAGCAAGCAGUAAGUUUAGGCUUUGACGCGUCCAAAAGCACUGACUGGCAGAUUGCGUUUGAUGAAAUCGCCAGUAAAUUUGCUCCAAUGUUGAAGAUGCUCAGUGUAACCUUGAACGGAACUGAUACUUCCUCAGAAGACAUUGCCAUAAAAGCGACCGCGAUAACGUUGAAUUUCUGCUUAAGGUUUAAGCAAAAAGAAGGCAUCGUGAACCGAUAUGGAAGUGACAAAGAAUUUGCCGUUUACCAAUACGUGAAGCCCUUGAAAGAACUAGUCACCAAUUCAGACUAUUUAAUUUGGUCUGCCAGUGUGAAUGUGGCUAGAAAGAUUGUUGACACGAUUUAUAACGUGAAUGAGCUUUUACUGCCGAUUGUUCGUACUCACGUUGGAGAAAAAGGUGCAACUUCAGUUGAGGCCGCGGAAGCUAUCUCAAAAGCUCAACGGGAUAUAGAUGACCUGAUAGAAAAUUUAGGAUGGAUCGAAUUGCAUUAUCGCUGCGAACAAGCCUGUGGAUUGGAUGAAAUUUGCUAUACGCCAUCAUGGGGCCCAUCUCCCAUGGGUAUGACACAGCCCGGAACUACGAACGCGGGGGCUGGAACUCACUAUGAUGCUAAUCGCCAAAGACUAGUUAUCAAUAGUGAUUUGAAAUGUCUAAGUUUGAAUGACCUGAUGGGAAAUUCAAAUCGUUUCUGA
This is a messenger RNA of Lachancea meyersii CBS 8951, 1917 nucleotides long. Lineage: Eukaryota; Fungi; Ascomycota; Saccharomycetes; Saccharomycetales; Saccharomycetaceae. The record is from the annotation of a GenBank genome assembly.